Molecule: messenger RNA, 894 nt
Organism: Phytophthora sojae
Lineage: Eukaryota; Oomycota; Peronosporomycetes; Peronosporales; Peronosporaceae
Exons: 5
Coding region: 1-894 (297 amino acids)
Molecular function (GO): protein binding
Source: RefSeq, a predicted model, not a curated record
AUGGCCUCACGUUUGUCGCGACCGUUGCUGCGCCGCAUCGGCACCUCCAGCUCUGCUGUCCUGCGAGUUCCCGGGUCUUCUAGUGGCGUUUUCGCCUCUCGAGGCUUUGCCAAUGCAGCGAGCAACCCGGACGAAGUGCUUAAGGCGGACUUCAGGCGCUGGCUCAAGAAGGAGGCCGUGCUGCUGGCGUUCAUAGUGGCGGCCGGAGCCACAGGCGUCCACUUCUACCAGAACCGCGAGGGUGCACCGGUGAAGCAAGUCGAGCGGCUGGUUAAGCAAGCGGAGCAGAGCGCGCAGGAGGGCGAUCCGAAGCAGGCGCUCAAGCAUUGUCUGCACGCCUACGACGUCAUCAAGAGCACCAACCCGCACGACCGCCACUUGUUCGAGCUCGCGUUUUCCAUCGCCGCGCAGUACGAGACACUGGGCAAGGGGACGCCCGCCACCAACUACUACCUCGACGCGCUGGAGCACAACGCGCGCGAGCUGAAGCCCGCCCGGAGGGAGCGCAACCGCGUGGUCACGCUCGACCGCAUUGCACAGUCCUACGAGGACAGGGGCCACGUCCAGACAGCGGAGAGGUAUUUCAAGCAGGCCAUCAAUGCUUACGACCAGAACCGCGGCCGGCGAGAGCUGUCGAAGGCGUCCAACAAGGCUGAGGCCGCAGACCUCGCGGCGCUGGACCGGGAGAUCCCGGCCGUGCUGUUCAACUACUCGCAGCUGCUCAUGGCGAACGAGCGGUGGCGCGAGGCUGGCACUGUGCUGCGGCGCGCCAGGACGCUCGCGCGCGUGUCCGCGCUGUCCGACGAGUAUCUUGAACUGAUCGAAGGCGCGAUCGGCCGUGCCAAAGCAGCCAAGGCGGCAGAAAAAGCGAAGGCGGACCAGGAGCAAAACUGA